AUCGAUGAAGUGAGCCUCCACAUCACAGUUGCUUCAGGAGCUGUCGGACACUGGACUUCUAGAAGAAAACGUUAUUGCCACAAUGGAUGACGAUUCUAUCUCACUCGUCGAUUUGAACGACAACAUUGGGGACUGUCCAGAUGCUCCAGUCAAGGUAGCAAUUAUCGGAAUGCCUGGUGUCGGAAAAUCGGAGUUUAUCCAAGCUAUUUUAGCCGAUGGACCUGCUGGUAGUGUUGAGCAGAAUACACAGGGUAGCUCUACAGUCUACACUUAUCCAACUCUUCCCAGUGUCUACAUGUGGGAGCUGUCCGCUGUCGAGAGUACUACAGAUGAGUAUUUAACAUGCAAAGAAGUGGACAAGUACGACUUUUUCCUUAUACUGUGUGACACAGAGUUUUCAGAGGUGGAGAUGGGGCUAGCUGAACAGUUUAGCAAACGGAAAAAGGGCUUCUUCUUUGUUCGCACAAAAAUUGACACAGUAUUGCAAGACUCAUCAACCACAGACCCGCACGAAACAAUACCAAAAACCCGAUUUCAAAAACAUCCCUCUUUGGCGAUGAAAAACAGUCAAGACCUGUCGAUAUCAGGCACAUUACCAAAAACGCUUUUCCAAGAAAUCGGCACCAAGUUUUCCAAAUAUCCCACCUUCGCUAUUUCAAACCGAAGUGUCUCAGAUUUUGAGUUUCCAAAGUUGAAGACGAAUUUGCACUAUGCCUUAAUUUCGCUAAAGAGAUUUUCUAACAUCGGUUCUGAGGCUGAAACUGUGAAGAAAUACCUGGAGUCAAAACUGAAUGAGUGGAAAGAUGUCAAAAUCAAUGUAGGCCUAGUCGGAGAAUCUGGCGCUGGAAAGUCCUCAUUCAUCAAUGCCGUACGUAGUUUGCACGCGGGUGAGGAGGGUGCGGCCGAAGUCGGUGUAACGGAGACCACAAGUAAAGCCACCUGCUACCCCCACCCAGAUAAUGAAAACGUCCGAUUCUGGGAUCUUCCUGGUGUUGGUUCAUCAAAUUUUCCUAGAAAGACGUAUCUGAAGGAUAUUGAUGUUGAGAUCUAUGACUUUUUCCUUAUUAUCUCAGCCAGAAGAUUUAAUGAUGACGACAGAUGGCUUGAAAUGGAGCUAAAUUUGAGAAAGAAAUCCUACUUCUUUGUUCGCACGAAAUUUGACCAGGCAGUCCGGGGUCAUACUGACAAAACAGAUGAAUUCCGAGCCAAAAUUAUCCGAAACAUCCAAAGUAAAAUUAAUAUCCCAGCUAGUAGGGUUUACGUGAUAUCUAACGUUUACAGGGACCGUUUUGACUUUCCACGAUUAUUAGAGGAUAUAAUCCUUGCCGUGCCAUCGUUGAAGAAACAAUCACUGGCUAUGACGCUUUGUGGUUAUUCUGAAAAUCUCAUUGAGAUAAAAAAGGAUGCCUUAAAACCCAGACUGUGGAAAGCUGCUGCAAUGUCUGGAACCGUUGGUGCUGUACCAGUACCAGGGAUUGAUUUGGCUGUGGAUCUGGCCAUAUUUGUCCAUGAAGCAAAAUUUUAUCGUAAAGUGUUUGGACUAAACGAAGAAACACUCUGCAAGCUAGCCAAGGAGUACGACGUAGACAUAGAUCGUUUCAAAAGAGCUAUGUCGAAAACUGGCGCAAUGUCACUGACAAAGGUUGGCAUUAAGAGUGCUCUCGUUGCAAGCCGAAUUGGAUUAGCCUUUGCCACAAAGACAGGGCUCACUUCCGUUUUGGAGGUUGUAGUUCCGGUAAUUGGUUCUGUGAUCAGUGGGGGUAUUUCAUUUGCUUUGACUUACGGCUUUCUGAAAAAAAUGUUGGACGACUUUGCUUCAGAUGCUUUCUCUAUUUAUAAGCUAUCGGCAGACAAAUUAGUAGCUGAUAGCAUAGCAACACAGCUCAAUGUUUUAUAA
This is a messenger RNA of Liolophura sinensis, 1897 nucleotides long. RefSeq names its product interferon-gamma-inducible GTPase 10-like. Gene Ontology annotation, molecular function: GTPase activity; GTP binding. Lineage: Eukaryota; Metazoa; Mollusca; Polyplacophora; Chitonida; Chitonidae. The record is from RefSeq and is a predicted model, not a curated record. Gene Ontology annotation, biological process: innate immune response; autophagosome assembly; cellular response to interferon-beta. The transcript is spliced from 2 exons. Gene Ontology annotation, cellular component: endoplasmic reticulum membrane. Bases 83 to 1897 code for a protein of 604 amino acids.